CGUGAUUACGUAUUUCCUGCGUGACGCACCUCUCUCCUGCGUCAACAUGGCGGCUGGCGUCGAGCUGAACGUUGUGGCCCAGCUGUCCGGCGACGAGACUCCGGCCUCCCAGAAGCGGGAGGAGCGACUGCGGAAGUUCCGCGAGCUGCACUUCAAACGGAACGAAGCCCGCAAACUGAACCACCAGGAGGUGGUGGAGGAGGACAAGCGGCUGAAGCUGCCAUCCAACUGGGAGGCAAAGAAAGCACGUCUGGAGUGGGAGCUGCAGGUGGACGAGAAGAGGAAGGAGUGCGUGGCGCAGGGGGAGGACUAUGACAUGGUGAAGCUGCUGGAGAUCAGUGCAGAGGAUGCUGAGCGCUGGGAGAGGAAGAAGAAAAAGAAGAACCCAGACCCUGGAUUCUCCGGUUACGCUGAGGCACAACUGAGACAGUACCAGCGACUCACGAAGCAGAUCCAGCCUGACAUGGAGAACUACGAGCGACAGCGCGAGGAGUGUGGUGAGGACUUCCACCCCACCUCCAACAGCUUGAUUCACGGUACCCACAUUCCCUCCAAAGAGAGUGUUGACCGCAUGGUGGAGGACGUGGAGAAGCAGAUCGAGAAGUGCUCCAAGUACAGUCGCCGCAGAGCAUACAACGACGAUGCCGACAUCGAUUACAUCAACGAGAGAAACGCCAAGUUCAACAAGAAGGCCGAGCGCUUCUACGGCAAGUACACAGCUGAAAUCAAGCAGAACCUGGAGAGGGGUACAGCUGUGUAGGGGGGCGGAGCUGUGCCUGACAGGCUCCACCCCUGCACUCCAGCUGCGGGUUCCUGGUGGGGUUCUCGCCCCACCGGGGACUCGGCACGGAGUUGAAGAGCAGCUGUGUGUGUUUGCGUUCUUUCAGACUCUUUUCUUGCCACUCUCUCCUCAAGUGUUUUGUCUCUUUGCAUCACGUGACUUUUAUGUACAUUUUUCACAUAAAAAAUCUUUAAACCCUGA
Messenger RNA from Scleropages formosus (Asian bonytongue), 982 nucleotides. RefSeq names its product SYF2 pre-mRNA-splicing factor (gene syf2). The record is from RefSeq and is a predicted model, not a curated record. Bases 47 to 760 code for a protein of 237 amino acids. NCBI's taxonomy places the organism in Eukaryota, Metazoa, Chordata, Actinopteri, Osteoglossiformes, Osteoglossidae. Gene Ontology annotation, cellular component: Prp19 complex; catalytic step 2 spliceosome; post-mRNA release spliceosomal complex. The transcript has 7 exons.